Molecule: messenger RNA, 1141 nt
Organism: Polistes dominula (European paper wasp)
Lineage: Eukaryota; Metazoa; Arthropoda; Insecta; Hymenoptera; Vespidae
Product: ras-related protein Rab-24
Molecular function (GO): GTPase activity; GTP binding
Source: RefSeq, a predicted model, not a curated record
AUUUAAAAUGAAAUGACGUGAAAACAAUAAUAUAAAUAAGAACGUUGUUCUAUUAUCAUUGUUUCCUGUAUUUUAAGGAUUAUCUUGUUAAGACUUUGUAUUUUUUAAAUAAGUGUUCAGAUAUCUUCUUUAUUAUCUGAUUGAUGUCUGUAAUUUGUUAUCUAUAGUAGGUAUUAUUUUUGAAUUUUUAAAGAACAAGUAUCUAAGAACAUUUGAAAUGAUAUUUUUCAUGUUUUCAGAUCAUCUUUAGCAUACUAUUAUGAUAUAAAAAUAUUAACAGACAAUAUUACUAUAUAGAUGAAGGUUAUUGCAAAUUACAAAGUUAUCCAUAAUCAUACGUGAGAAGUAUAAUCUAAUUAUGAAUCGUGUAGAUUUAAAAGUUGUCUUAUUAGGAAAUGCAGCGGUUGGAAAAACAAGCCUUUUAGAACGUUUUGUAAAUGAAAGAUUCAAUGAGAAUUUAGCCUAUCAAAACACAAUAGGAGCUGCAUUUGCUGCUAAACAAAUGGAAAUAGAUGGACAUAAUAUUGUUAUGGGAAUAUGGGAUACCGCAGGUAACGAAAGAUAUGAUGCAAUGACAAGAAUAUAUUAUCGCGGUGCUAAAGCUGCAGUAAUUUGUUAUGACGUUACAAUGUCUAAUACAUUUCAGAAAGCUAAGUUUUGGGUAAGAGAAUUAAGAGCUAUUGAAGAAGAUUGUAAAAUAUAUCUAGUUGGUACAAAAACCGAUAUUUUAUCAAAUCCUGUUAUAAUAGCGGAUCCAAGUAUAGAUAUUGUAACGAAUUAUGCAAAUGGUAUUCAAGCGAAAUUUUUUUUAACGUCAAGUAAAACCGGAGAGAAUGUUGCUGAAUUAUUUACAGAAAUUGCUACCGAUUUCUUAUCUGUACCAGAAAACUUACAAACAGUGGAGGAAACAAUAAGCCUAACAAUUACGCCUAAAACAUCGCAUUGUUGUUAGUCCAUAAAAACAAGUACAGUAUUAAAAUGUUGUUUAAUACUUUUCUUCUUUUUUUUGUUUCGUACAAUAUUCAGAUAAAAAAAAAAAAAAAAAAAAAAUGUAAAUCAUUAAUAUUGCAUAUUAAUGUUUAGAAGGAAAAUUUGAACGUACAAUAAAUUAUUCUUAUACGACAUAAUUAUUUAGUAAACA